Molecule: messenger RNA, 489 nt
Organism: Peronospora matthiolae
Lineage: Eukaryota; Oomycota; Peronosporomycetes; Peronosporales; Peronosporaceae
Source: the annotation of a GenBank genome assembly
AUGCCUCUCAAGUGGUUUCGUCCCCACCACCAGUGCAGUUUUCCCACCACCAUCGAAGAUGACGAGACCAUUCUAUCGUCGACAACAGUUGUCAACCCGAAAGGCAAGUGGGGCAAGUCUGACGCCCAACGAUCUCGUCGGUCGCACUCACAUGGCCCUGGACUUCGUGCUCUCAUGGGCUUAGCUGGACCAACAAUGUCCAUGGACCUCAACGCAGCUGCUACGGAGGAAGACCAGCGACGCAUUUUGUACCAGACAAAAACCCGUCGUCGGUUCACUGUCCACGGGUUUUCCUCACACUCGAAACAGAAAGACCUCGAGCGGAGUUGCAGCACCGCGUUCUCUGGCCCGUCCCAACUUACGUCGACUUCACUAGACCGCACACACUCGAGUCGAAACGUGCAUACACGCAGCCCCCAAUUGCCGCCUAUGAGUACGCCACGACCGACUUCGCACCCAUCGAUCAUCUUUAUUGAUUGUCCCCCCUAG